Molecule: messenger RNA, 1602 nt
Organism: Strongyloides ratti
Lineage: Eukaryota; Metazoa; Nematoda; Chromadorea; Rhabditida; Strongyloididae
Product: Transducer of regulated CREB activity, N-terminal domain-containing protein
Exons: 3
Coding region: 1-1602 (533 amino acids)
Biological process (GO): protein homotetramerization
Molecular function (GO): cAMP response element binding protein binding
Source: RefSeq, a predicted model, not a curated record
AUGGGUACUCCAACACCAAGAAAAUUUUCUGAAAAAAUUGCUCUUAUGGAAAGAAAACAAAAUGAAGAUCAAGAAUUAUUUCAUUCUAUAAUGAGAGAUGUUAAAGCAAUAACAUCAAACAAUUCUUUAUCAAAUCCAACAACACCAUUGCCUUGUACACAAUCAUCUAAUCAACAAUCAACUAAUUUUUUAUUUCAUCAAAAUAAUAAUCAGGGAUACUCAACAAAUAUGAUGAAUAAUAUUUAUCAACAACCUUCAACUACAACAGAUACACUAUAUCAAGAGAUUCCUAUAACUUCAAAUACAUUACAAUUACAAAAUAAUGGAUGGAAUGGUGUUGGUGGAUCUUUGCCAAAUGUACAUGAUCCAUAUUUUAAUCAAAAUCAAACAGUUCCACAAAAUACAUUAAAUGCUUUUUAUAUUAAUCCAAAUAGUAAUUUAAAUCAUCAUCCAUCUCCUACAGGAUCAUCUUACUCAUCUUCACAUUUAAGAUCUCGUUCCCCUGGAGCACCUAAUCAUUAUCAUCCUUAUUCUGGAGGUGGUACAUUAUCAAUUAUUCGUAGUAGACCACAUUAUGAAAAACAAAAUACUUUUGAUGGUUAUGAAAUUAAUUAUCCAGGAACAUCAAAUCAAUUAGUACCACCAGAUAUGUAUCCACACAAAGCACGUUCUGAUUCAGCUAUUAAUAUUCAUCCACAUACUAAUUACCAUAACGAAGUCAUUCAUAAUAAUAAUCAUUACUCAAAUAGUUAUUAUAAUCAAAAUGGAACUGUACAAAAUUAUGAACAAUUAAAUAAUAUGUAUAAUCAAAAUGGAUUGAUAAAUAACGGAUCUCCAAAUUCCAUAUCUCAGGAUUCACCUAUUAAUAAUAUAUAUCAACCAUCUACAAAUAUCAUACAACAAUCAACAUCAGAAUAUCCAUUACAACAAUCCUCAACAACAUAUGGAAAUGGAAUUUUAAAUAAUCAACAACAAUCACCAAUUCAGGUAAUGAAUAUACCAACAACUACAACACCACCACCUCAAAAAACAUCUUGCCAACAACCUCCAAUAAUUAUAAAUCAAAAUGGUUCUUUUCAUCAAUCCUGUCAACAAAAACAACAACAAUCAUCUAUAGUUACAUAUCCACAAUCACAACAAACAACAACAUAUCCACAACAAAAUCUUAUUGGCCCAUAUUCAACAAUGUCUCAGGAAUCUUAUCAACAACAAUCAUCUCCUGAAAGUCCAUCAACUUCAACAACAACAUAUGAUAAAUCGUCUUCACCACCACGUGGUUGUGGAUAUCAAAUAAAUAAUAAAAAAUAUUCUAAUUCACCUGAUCCAUUAGAUAUUCCAAAUAUUGUGUUAACAGGAGCAGAUGGAGAAUUAGAUAGUUUUCAAAAUUUAAAUUUAACAAAUGAUUCUUAUGAAUAUUCACCUAUAAUAUCAACAUCAAAUGGUAUAAUAAGUUGUAGUAAUGGACUUGUAAUGACAACAAAUCAACAGGAAAUGUUAAUAACAACAGGUACAGAAAUUUCCUCCACCUAUCAUAAUAAUAUAAAUUCAUCAAUGAUGGAUCAUCAUUCUCCAAUUGUUAUUAAAAGGGACUUUAUUAAUUAG